This is a messenger RNA of Hypomesus transpacificus, 1682 nucleotides long. It is a transcript of the gene rnls, whose product is annotated as renalase, FAD-dependent amine oxidase. The coding region runs from base 148 to 1182 and encodes 344 amino acids. Lineage: Eukaryota; Metazoa; Chordata; Actinopteri; Osmeriformes; Osmeridae. The record is from RefSeq and is a predicted model, not a curated record. Gene Ontology annotation, molecular function: oxidoreductase activity, acting on NAD(P)H. Gene Ontology annotation, cellular component: extracellular region. The transcript has 7 exons.
GGGGUACAUUUCGGUUGGCCAGCGUCCAGUGGUGUUGUAACAUUUACAGGAGGUGACAAUGGUAGCUAGCAAUGCAAAAUAGUUGACCAGACCUGUGCAAUUUAAGUUAUAUUUAUUUACAUAUACCGAUAAUCUUAAUUGUCGACCAUGUCGCGAGUAUUAAUAGUAGGAGCAGGCUUAACCGGCAGUUUAUGCGCGUGCCUUUUACGAAGAGAAAUACCCCACAAAGUUAAAAUUGUAGUUUGGGAUAAAUCGCGUGGAGCAGGAGGGCGGAUGUCCACCAGUAGAAGUCCAAACGAUCCUUCCUGUAUAGUUGACCUCGGAGCCCAGUAUAUCACAGCUACACCAUACUAUGCACAGAUUCACAACAGCUUCUACGAGGAGCUCCUGGCCCACGGCGUUCUGAAGCCGCUGGAGUCCUCCGUCGAGGGCAUGGUGACAAAGGAGGAGGGGCAUAAGAACUACGUCACCCCCGAGGGCGUGUCCUCCAUCGUCAAGUACUUCCUGAAACAGUCAGCAGGGGCCGAGGUGUCCUUCGACCACCACGUCACCCACGUCCGGCGGCGGGGCGCCGUCUGGGAGGUGACCCGGAAAGGCGGCGCGGGGGAGGAGUUUGACGUGGUGGUGCUCACCAUGCCCGUGCCCCAGAUCCUGCAGCUGCAGGGAGACGUGGCUUCCUUGAUGGGGGAGGAGCAGCGUGGGCUGCUGGAGGGGGUGAGCUACUCGUCCAGGUACGCCCUGGGUCUGUUCUACGCCCCCCAGGCUCACAUCCACGUCCCCUGGGCGGCCCGCUACGUCUCCAACAGCCCCUGCAUACGCUUCAUCGCCAUCGACGACAAGAAACGCAGCGCAGAGUCUCCGGACCACGGGCCCUCCAUGGUGGUGCACACCAGCGUUCCGUUCGGCAUGCGUCACCUGGAGCAAGACAAGGAAGAGGUGGAGCCUGUCAUCCUGGAGGAACUCAACAGGCUACUUCCUGGUCUGCCUCAACCAAUCAGUGUCAAGUGUCAGAAGUGGAGGUACUCCCAGGUGUCGGCGGCGGCGGCAGGCUGCCCUGGUCAGGUGACCCUGCUGGCGGAGCCUCUACUGGUGUGUGGAGGAGACGGCUUCACACACUCCAACUUUGACGGCUGCAUCGAGUCAGCCCUGCAGGUCUUCAGCGUGCUCAAGUCCUCCCUCUGAUGUCCCCCCUGCCCAACACACACACACCUCAAACACAUUCACACACACACACACCUCACACACACACACAUACACCUCACACACAUACAACCCCCCACACACAUACGAAAACCUCACACACACACACACACACACACUGUUCUGCAUGAGCUGUAAUACCACCCAGCAUACGGGGCACUGUGGCGGCUGUGUGGAUGUGUUCAUCAAGCCAGGCCCGGGAGGGGUUGGUUUCAGAACAGAAUGUUAUUCCUUGAAACCUGCCUGUCAGGAGCCUUGACUGUCCACUAAACCUGGACAGUCACAGUGGAAAUAUGAAGACAGAGGAGGCGUUCUGAAGCGGGUGUCUGACCUUGGAUCCAGCCCCAACCCUGACCAGGCCCUGCUUAGACCGGUUCAGUCUGGCACACUUUAAUGAAGAACUGUAAAUAAACUUGUUCACGGUUUUGUGAGGCAAAAAAAAUGUAAUAAAAGUUUCCAACCAUCCUGUGUGCGUGUGUGUG